AAGAUCAUUCUCUUUUGCUUGCUUGCUGUGCCAGUACACACAUCGUUUUCUACAGCAGUUCUCCACUCUAGAUAAUAAUCUUUGCAAAAAGUAGAGCGUACAGGUAUGGUUAGAGGAAAAUAAUAUUUAUUCAUAUAAAUUGAGAAAUACACUUUUGAUAAGACUUUUUUUUUUUUUCUUCAGAUAUUUUUUCCUGAAACCAUGGUGAAAAAGAUUUGUGUGAUAGGAGCUGGCUCCAGCGGAUUGACCGCUAUCAAAUGCUGCCUUGAUGAAGAUUUGGAACCCACCUGCUUUGAGAGCAGUGAUGAUAUUGGGGGUUUGUGGAGAUUUAAGGCAAGUCAAAAAUGGCUAUUGUUACAGUACUUAAUAAAGUGAAAGGAUACAAUUUAAUCUUUUUAUUUUUGUUUUAUCUUACCUACAGGAGACUCCAGAAGAUGACCGAGCCAGUAUCUAUAAAUCUGUGAUUAUAAACACUUCCAAGGAAAUGAUGUGUUUCAGUGAUUAUCCCAUUCCAGAUGAAUUUCCAAACUAUAUGCACAACAGCAAGAUAAUGGAAUAUUUCCGCAUGUACGCCAAAAACUUCAAUCUCCUAAAAUAUAUCCGGCUUAAGGUAACAUACAGAUGUAUUUAUUUAUGUAUUUAUUUAUUUCAAUUUUAGACAAAUGCUUGAGUUCAAAUGAAUCUGCUAUAUUCUGCUAUAGAAAACUGAACUGACAUUUUAGAGCAUUUUUAUUUAUAUAUAUAAAUUAGAUCAAAGCUAUGAUCCUAUGUAUGAACUACAAACUACAACUAUAGAUGCACACGUAUAUGAAACCCAGCCGUUUGAAACCUAAUGAACAAUAUUUGUAACUAUAUCUUAACUCAUAUUUAGAGCUCACUAUCUGCAACUGUAUGUAUCCUCCUAUCAAGAGUCCACUUGGUUCUACUAUAGCUGUGCACCUGCCUACAUUCCACUACUUGUAAAUAUAUGUAUGCGUAUACGUAGAUAUAUGCACACUUCUACACAGUCCACAACCAGCAAUGUUUAAUUUAAUAUAAUAUUAAUAAAAUAUGUAAUUUAAAAUGAGCAUCCAUCGGAUCUCUUUGUCUCUUUAAUGUUUAAUCUGGAUUAAAAUUAUCAGGCAAAAAAAAAGGAGAAUAAAUAAACUGUAACAUCAUAAUAGAGUGAAUCAAAAAUCAAAUUGCAGAAGCUAAAUUAUUUUAGAAUAAAUGCUGCAAUUUGGCUCGCUGCCCACUGCAGUUUGGUCUUUGGUGAAUAAAAUAAUGCAUUCGUGGAUUACUCCGAGUGCAAUGUGUGAGUGAAUAUGCAUAUUUCCCUAAGUGCAGUGCAAUUUCUUGGGUAAAUGUGAGUAUUUGUGUGGCAAUUAAUGUGCUUUCUGUGUACAUGAUUGUUUUUCUAAAUGUUUUUCCAUUAGAAUGCAUAUGUGUUCUCCAUUUACCCUCCAAAUAUUACUACCUCAAAUAGGACAUUUUAUAUUGCUAACUUACAUAGGUAAGAAUUGAAUAAGUUCUUGUGUGGUGAGAUACAUUUAUAUAAAAUCCCUUAAAAUAAAUAUGCUUUAUUAAUUUUAAUAUGAUUAUGUCUUCUUGCCUUAUUUGAUACAUAUAUUUGGACCUGCCUGAGUCCAGAUGGGAGAUACCACAAAAGGUAGUUAGAAUGACAGGGUUAAGAUCCUGUGGGACUUUUAGAUCCAGACAGACAAGUAAGUACUGGCAAACCAACCUGGCAUCGUGGUGAUUGACAAGGAACGGAAGACUGCAGUCGUGGUGGACGUGGCAAUACCCAGUGACUAUUACAUCAGGAAGAAGGAACAUGACGAGGUACAGGAAUACCAAGGACUGAAAGAAGAGCUAGAAAGGAUGUGGAAAGUUAAGGCAGUAGUAGUCCCAGUUGUGAUAGGAGUACCCAGAAGUUCAGAGAGUGGCUUCAACAGAUUCCAGGUGGGACAUCGGAGAUUGCUGUCCAGAAGAGUGCAGUUCUAAGCCUCUGGCAGAGGAUCCGAGAAUCAGGAAUACAUAUACCACCCAGGAGGGGUGAGAAAAUCAAUAUGUACACACACAAUUACCAAGUACCUCUUGUCUUGCACCCAGCCCACAUAGAAAGGAUGCAAGUCACUCUAGUAAGUUCCAUUGCUUUAUAUAUAAUGGAAGAAAGUCAUCAAUCUCUGUCUUUCUUUUUUCUGUUACUUAUAACUGUAGCUAUUUGCAUUUAUAAGCUAUCUUUCACACUCAAAUAAAUCACAACUGCUUUACGUGGGCAAUACAGGCACCUGUAUGCUGAUCAGAGAUGAGUGGCUUUUUAUCAUUUCUUUUGUAGAAAUAAAGGUGACUAAUGUUCUGGUGUGACAUACUUACUGCACAAAAAGCAAAUCCUGAGGAUUUGCAGGCUAGACAUGAGCCUUUCUCAUGGUGAAUAUCUGUUCAUAUUUUUUAUUUAUUAUUUUUAAUUUGAAUUAUUUUUUUUCCUGCUUGUAAUGUAUUAUCUAUAUAAUGGAUUAACAUUGUGAAUCCACCUCAGCAUAGAGUGUCCCUUUAAAAUGAACCCACCAUAUCAGACUUUCUAUGACCUCAAAUCCCUCCAAAAGUUAUUUGCAUGUAUGCUAUAAACCAACUUCUUACCUUCUGUAAAGUGUCAUCAUGAUACAAGGAUCAUGGAUGGUACAUCAUUCACAGAAGCAAAGAUGGUUGAACUAUAGUUGCUGUGUUGAAGAACAGGAAAACAUUUCACUGCCAUCAGCAUGGGCCACUAUGCCAAUAACUGAUUGACAGGUGGGAGAAGGACCACAUUUUUGAAAGGGUUUUCUAUACAUUUGGUGAUAUUGCUGUUAACAUAUCUAUUUUUCAUGUUUUUAUUUCUCUACAUUUACACUUUAAAAGGACAUGUGAAGCAGAAAUACAAUUUAAAAAGUUGUAUAGCUUUAAGCCUAAAUAGUUAGCUGAAUUUCUGUUGCUUGAUUAUGUAUAACUUAAAAAUAGAAUGUGAUUUCACAGACCUUUCAAGGCUGCCUGCUAAUUCUACAAUUCGUUUUGUUUUUUACAAUAAUUUAAUAGAAUUUUGGUACAGGAGGUAUCAAAAAAACAUAGCUAUAGAGAUAGCAAAAAAACAAAGAAUUCGGCUAAGCAAAUUCUUGUGGGUGAACAAUAGACAUGUGCAAUUAGUUUCUGGCCAAAUAUGAAUUCGGACGAAUUUCGGGCAAUUCGGACAUUCGGGUACUUCCAAAUGUCCGAAUAGCCAAAGUGACGAAUUGCCGAAUUACCGAGGUCCUGAAGUUCCGAAAUUACAGAAUUUCUGAAGUAUCGAAGUGCCGACUUUUCGAAGUGCUGAAGUGCCGAAGUUCCGAGGUUGCCAAAGUGCCGGAGUUCCGAAGCACAGUAUUGCCUAAGUACUAAUAUACUUACCCAGUGGAAGAAGAAGAAUGUUACACUGUAUACGAUUUUAAAUAAAAAGUAUACAAACGUAGCCAGGAUACAGCUGUAAGCAUUUGCAACACUUACAACAAUCAAGUAACAACCAUUCAUAUAAAUGUAGGUUACUUGGCCAGUCAAUGUAAUGACAGGAAUGAAUAAGUAGAUAACUUCCUAAUUCCCACGGUAUUAGGGAGCUAUCUACUCCUAAUCCUAUUCCUAAUCUGAAGGGGGCCUAUUGCCCUCCCCUAAAUGGUGGGUGGGGGCCCUAAAUUAGAAUGAGGGGGGAGGACCUAAUGUCCUCCCCUCUGGCCCCCACCCCUGAGCGGUGGGUGGGGGCCCUAAAUACUAACUGGAGGGGACCUAAUGUCCUCCCCCUUGGCCCCCACCCCUGAGCAGUGGGUGGGGGCCCUGAAUACUAAUUGGGGGGAACCUAAUGUCCUCCCCCCUGGCCCCCACCCAUAAGCGGUGGGUGGGGGCCCUACAUUAGAAUAAGGGGGGGACCUAAUGUCCUCCCCCUGGCCCCCAACCCUGAGCGGUGGGUGGGGGCCCUAAAUACUAAUUGGGGGGACCUAAUGUCCUCCCCCUGGCCCCCACCCCUGAGCGGUGGGUGGGGGCUCUAAACACUAACUGGAGGGGACCUAAUGUCCUCCCCCUUGGCCCCCACCCCUGAGCAGUGGGUUGGGGCCCUGAAUACUAAUUGGGGGGGACCUAAUGUCCUCCCCCCUGGCCCCCACCCAUAAGCGGUGGGUGGGGGCCCUACAUUAGAAUAAGGGGGGGACCUAAUGUCCUACCCCGGGCCCCCAACCCUGAGCGGUGGGUGGGGGCCCUAAAUACUAAUUCGGGGGGACCUAAUGUCCUCCCCCUGGCCCCCACCCCUGAGCGGUGGGUGGGGGCCCUAAAUACUAACUGGAGGGGACCUAAUGUCCUCCCCAUUGGCCCCCACCCCUGAGCAGUGGAUGGGGGCCCUGAAUACUAAUUGGGGGGGACCUAAUGUCCUCCCCCCUGGCCCCCACCCAUAAGCGGUGGGUGGGGGCCCUACAUUAAAAUAAGGGGGGACCUAAUGUCCUCCCCCCUGGCCCCCACCCAUAAGCGGUGGGUGGGGGCCCUACAUUACAAUAAGGGGGGGACCUAAUGUCCUCCCCCUGGCCCCCAACCCUGAGCGGUGGGUGGGGGCCCUAAAUACUAAUUGGGGGGGACCUAAUGUCCUCCCACUGGCCCCCACCCCUGAGCGGUGGGUGGGGGCCCUAAACACUAACUGGAGGGGACCUAAUGUCCUCCCCCUUGGCCCCCACCCCUGAGCAGUGGGUGGGGGCCCUGAAUACUAAUUGGGGGGGACCUAAUGUCCUCCCCCCUGGCCCCCACCCAUAAGCGGUGGGUGGGGGCCCUACAUUAGAAUAAGGGGGGGGACCUAAUGUCCUCCCCCUGGCCCCCACCCCUGAGCAGUGGGUGGGGGCCCUGAAUACUAAUUGGGGGGACCUAAUGUCCUCCCCCCUGGCCCCCACCCAUAAGCGGUGGGUGGGGGCCCUACAUUAGAAUAAGGGGGGGACCUAAUGUCCUCCCCCUGGCCCCCAACCCUGAGCGGCAGGUGGAGGCCCUAAAUAAAAAAAAUAACCCCCUCUCCCCAGGUGACUAGGGGUCCCCAAACCCCUAGUCACCCCCCUCCCCCAAAAAAUUAACCCCUACCUACCCCCCUCACCCUAAAAAUAAUGAGGGGGUACCAUUUAACUAAGUACCUGUAAACAAAAUAAAAUAAAACUUACCAUUUUAUGUUUUCUUCUAAAAUCUUAUUUUUUCUGCCCCAAAAAAGGCGAAAUAAAAAGCCAUAACUGACGCACUUUAAAAAAAAAAAGAGCGCAAAAAAAAUGUAUCCAUUUUCAUCCAUAGAGGGCUCCGUGCCAAAUAGCCGAAGUGCAGAAUUCACGAAGUCCCGAAUUUCGGAAUGCCGAACCAAACCGAAAAAUUUUCCCAUGCACAUGCCUAGUGAUAGGUAAAUGUAGAAACGUAUCUAUCAGUCUCUUCAUUUACCUGUCAGAGCACUCUGAUUGGAUGGCUUAAAUCCACCAAUCAGAGUGCUCUGCGCCUAAUUGCAGGGCGGAGCAAGGCUUUAUAAGCUUUCCCCCGCCCUGCAGAGCUCAGUCUGCGUGGAGCCCUCCGUGUGUGAAAUUUUUUUUUUUGCCCUCAUUUUUUUUGCAUCGGUUAUUAUGGAUUUUUAUUUGGCCUUUUCUGGGGCUGAAAAAUAAGAUUUUAGAAGAAAGAAGACAUGAAAUGGUAAGUUUUUUUUUUUUUUAAAGGUAUUUAGCUUAUGGUCCCCCCUCAUUAUUUUUAGGAUGAGGGGGGUAGGUAGGGGUUAUUUUUUGUGGGGCCGGGGUGAUGGCGGGGUUACAUUUUUAUUUAGGGUCCUCACUCACCACCCAGGGGGAGGACAAUAGGUCCCCCCCCUUAUUCUAAAUUUAGGGACCCCCCUGCUGCUCAGGGGUGGGAGAAGGGGGGGAGGACAGUAGGUCCAACCCUCAUUGUUAUGCAGAGCCCUCACCCACUGCGCAAGGGUGGGAUCCGGGGGGGGAGCCCACCUGUCGUGCAAGGGUUGGAGGAGGGGGUUAGGACAAUAGGUCCCCCCCCUUAUUCUAAAUUUAGGGCCCCCCCGCUGCUCUGGGGUGGGGGAUGACAGUAGGUCCCCCCCUUAUUCUAAAUUUAGGGCCCCCACCUGUCGCUGAGGGGUUAGGGCCGGGGGGGGGGAGGACAGUAGGUCCCCCCCCAUUGUUAUGUAGGGCCCCCACCCGCCACGCAGGUUUAGGUCCAAUUUAGGUCUUUCAGCCUUUUAGUAGAAAGCUCCCUAAUACCGUGGGAAUUGGGAAGUUAUCUACUAAGCGGCUGCUUAUUUUAUAUUAUUUUAAGUUAUUUUAAGUUAUUUCCCUAUCCACAUUUGUUUGCAGGGCACUUGUUCUACUCUUACUCCCAUUUUACUUCCUUUUGCAGCCCUCUAGCCCUUUCCAGGACUUUUUUAGAUCCAUUUUAGUGCCCAAAAGUUCGGGUCCCCAUUGACUUCAAUGGGGUUCGGGGUCAAAUUCGGGGUCAAGUACGAUCCCGCGCCCAGACUUUUUUUCGAGGUUCGGAGGAACCCGAAUAUUAAGGUGUCCGAUCAACUCUAAUCAUGGAAUCAACAGUAUUGUAGAUUCAAUGUUAUGAAACAUCACUUUGACCCUGCAACUGCGACAGGGCAAGCUCUAGGCCACAGAGUCAAUGUAGUGCCUGUGUUGUAACCAAGAAAGCAGGUGUGUGUAUAGAAUGCCAGUGUCACCCAGCAAAUCAUUGGAAAUGAAGGGUCGAGGAAUCAGGAAUGAGGGGUGAUGAUAAUGAAAGUUAAAACAAGGACGGGUUACAGUCUAUUCUUUUUUAACUUGAUAUGAAAUAUUCCAAAAUUUAGUAAUUGUGUUAUCUUUUAUUAGAUGGGAUUAAUUGUUUACCAUAUUUGAAUGCAUUCUUUAUUUAGUUCAUUAAAUGAAGAACUGGUUAUUUCCAGACUGGUGUGCUCUGUAAUUUAGUACUGGGCUCCUAAACUCCUGUUGGCUGUACUUACUCUUGGAAACUCUAGUUUGUUUUGAAACUGUUUUUCAUUUCUCCAGAGAGAGAGAGAGUCUUUUUUUCCUUCUUCAACUCUGGAAGUAGUGGAUGGAGGAGGGAUUGGCAGUCCUAUUGUUCUCUUUUAUAACAAAAACAUGGAAAAUUAACAAAAAAGUAACAAUUCCUAGAUUAGAAGAUAUGUUGUUUUUUUUUAUGACUAAAAUGUAAAGCACUAAAAUAUUUAUUUAUGAAAGUGUUUUGUAAUGUACAUAGUAUCUAAAGCUUUGCUAUAUAUCCCCUUAAAUCAGGGAUUCCCAACCCAGUCCUCGAGUACCCCCUACCAGUCCAUGAUUUAGGGAUUACCCUGUGUCUAAAGUUUUUUUUUUUUUUAUUUGUCUAAAAACACCAUAAACACAACUGGUUAAUACUUAAAUCCUGGACUGUAAGGGGUUACUUGAGGACUGAGUUGGGAACCACUGCCUUAAAUGAUUGCGUACAUCUUUCCUAGUUAUGCAACAUAUUAGACAGAACAGCCAAAAUUUUGUUUAUUCAAUUUGGCUUGGCUUAAAGUCCACUAAGGCAUACAACACUGCCAGAAACGCUAACCUGGAAAAUAAACAAUGUACUGACAAGUGCACUUGUAUUUUUAGCUUUAACCAUAGUUUUAUUUUGUAUUUAGCAUUGAUUUAGCAUUGAGCAGUGUAUGUAUGUUUAAAUGUAAGCAUGUUUUUGUAUGGAGUAUGUGCUUUGUAUAGUUUUUAUAUAUUGUUGCCACUUUCAAGAAGUGGUUUACUUGUGCAUAGUGUUUGUAUUUGAAUGUAGGGGUGUGUCUGUGUGUAGCGUUGAAGUUUGAAUGCAGGGGGGUAUGUAUAUUUACAUAUACACUACCACACUGACAUACAUCUGGAUACAGAGACACAGAGAUAAACACACUGACACAUGCAGUUACACAGACACACAGAUACACACACUGGUAUUCGACAGAUACAAACACUGACACACAUAUAGAUACACAGGUACACACAUGCAGAAACAAGGACACCCACUGACACAGCGGAGGACCCAGAACAUAAUCUCGGUAGGGGCAUUGGUAGAUUUUUUAAAGGGACAAUAACCAUUAAAACUCUCUGUAGGGUUAUGGUUCCAGGAGUGCCAUGGGGCCCUGCCAGAGUAAGUAGACAAACCAGUUAAAAACAGUUUAACAACUUACGUGGGGUCUGCCGGGAUAGGGGCUGUAGUGAGGUAUAGGGCUUGUAGUAGGGUAUAGAGCAGUAGUGUGUGUGAGGGGUACAUUGUGUGAGGGGUGAAGUAUCUGUGAGAGAUGCAAUGCAUGUGAGGGGUGCAGUGUGUGUGUGUGGCAGUAUGUGUAUUUGAGGUGUGCAGUGUUUGUGAGGGAGGCAGUGUGUGUUAGGGGUACAGUGUGGGUUUGUGUCAGUGUGUGUGUAUGAGGGGUACAGUGUGUGUGUGUGUGUGUGUGUUUAGUGAGGACUGCAGUGUGUGUGAAUGUAUGUGUAGGGACUUACUGUGUGGGUAGCUUAAAGCAAAUAUAUUUUUUAAUGCUCCAUGCUCACAAGAGGAGGACCUCGAGGAGCUGCAGGUUGGAGCUCCCCGGUCCUCUCUCUCCCCUGAUGGCUGCCCAGUAAAGUGCCAUAGCAAGGCUGGCGCUUGGAUUGCACUGACCCUGCAAGGGAGACCCUAGGUGUUCCUCGGUUUGCCCCCCCACUGGAUUCGCCACUGCACUGACACACAUAUAGAUAGAAAGAUGCACAGAUACACACACUGAUACACAUACACACAAACACACAUUGACACACAGAUACACAUACAAACACACAGGUAAAUACAAUUACAAAUAUACAUACACAGAUAGAUACACAGACACACAUAAAGAUACACAUACACACAGAUAAACACAAUGACACUCAUACAGAUUACAAUUACAAAUAUACAGACACAUGCACAUACACAGCCACACACAGAAACAGAUGUGUUACACAGAUAGAUACACAGACACACAAAAAGAUACACACACACAGAUAUUUACAGACAGACACACAAGGAAAAUUUACACAUUUUAAGCCACCCACUGUUUUUACUUUAUUGGUGCAGGAGGUUGGGUUCCCUGGUGUCCAGUCGACUGGCUCAAGCUGCUGGGAGUCUGAGGCGCUCCCACUCCCUUCUCUCUGCCUUUUCCUGUUUCCUUUGUGUUAUAUGAAGUGACUACAGAGAUUACAGGGACCUGGUCAUGCAAUUAAAGAACCACCCAAUGGGCUCUCUGAGCAUGCGGCCCCCGGUGCAGUGGCACCAUCUUCACCAGUGGUAGUUUCGAUGCUGUGUAAACCCCAACUUGAUGGCUUUCAGAAUGGUGUAACCUGUAAUUUAGCUGGGUGACCUUGAUGAAAUCUGUGAUGAAAUCUGAAAUUGUAGCUUAUUCAGCCAUCAAACUUGAGUUAAACAAAUCGAAAGGAGAGUUAAGGUAACUGUUAACGGGAAGCAGACAACACACAACCUGUUAGUUGGGAACCCCUUUAUCCCAAUAAGACAGAUAAUAAAUGGAAAAGGUUGUGCCUAAAACAUUAAACAAUAAUCUUCACCCUUGUAAAAAUUAAAGAGAAAAACAGUUGAUGGUGAAGGAUUUAAAGUCUGGUUUCUACCUUCAGAAUUCCUGAAGGGGAACUGUCAAUCCUGCAAGAUCCGGUUCAAAGUUCACCUUCAGGAAUUCUUUUACAUAAUGGCAGAAACUGGAUAUUAAAAACUUCACCAUAUACUUUGUCUCUUUAAUUGUCACAACAGUGAUUAUUUUAUACUGUUUUAGGUGCAACUUCCUUCUCCAUUGGCAAUGAUUUGACAAACUAAAAAUCUUAAAUUGCAAGCAGUUUUUUUUUUUUCACAAUGUGGAAAUUGACCAGUCAGGAUCAAUCUAUAAAUUAUAAGAUGUUUCUUCGCACAGCAAUAGUGGUUGGUAGUGGUUGGUAAAGGUUCCCAUUAAGUUUAUUACUCCAUAGCUGAAUCUUUAUUAAAUGAAAGUUUUAACUCCUAAUUUCCCCCCCUACUUUUCCUUUGUAGUGUCAAUCCGUUUGUUACCUGUAUGUUUCCCAAGUCAGACUGAAAUGCCCUGGAAACAGUAAAAUUUAAAGUCCCCGGGACUUCUAGACAAUCCCAUAUACUAGUAAAUAUUUCGUUCAUAGGCGUGCGCACGGGGUGUGCCAGGUGUGCCUGGGCACACCCUAAUCCCCGCGGCACGGCUAUGUAUUGAGUCCUGCAGGAACAGAGUUCCUGCACUUUUUUUGGAGCAGGAACACUGUUCCUGCAGGCACUCAGCGCCCCCAAAUGCCGCGUCUGAUCUGGAGACAGGCGCCCGACCCACUGGACCCCAGGGACAGGUUCACACAAGCUCUCCAGGUAGGGAGGCUGGGUGGACAUUUUUUUAUAAAAAAUUAAUAAUUUGUAUGUGUGUGUGUGUGUGUGAAUGUAUGUGUGUGUGUCUGAGGGUGUGUGUGUGUGUCUGUGAGUGUAUGUGUGUGUGUCUGUAAGUGUGUGUGUGUGUUUGUGUAUGUAAGUGUGUGUGUGUGUCUGUGAGUGUAUAUGUGUGUGUCUGUAAGUGUGUGUGUGUGUGUCUGUGAGUGUAUGUGUGUGUGUCUGUAAGUGUGUGUGUGUCUGUGAGUGUAUGUGUGUGUGUGUCUGUGAGUGUGUGUGUGUGUGUCUGUGAGUGUAUUUGUCUGUAAGUGUGUGUGUGUCUGUGAGUGUAUGUGUGUGUGUCUGUAAGUGUGUAUGUGUGUGUGUCUGUAAGUGUGUGUGUGUGUGUCUGUAAGUGUGCGUGUGUGUCUGUGAGUUUAUGUGUGUGUGUCUGUAAGUGUGUAAGUCUGUGAGUGUAUGUGAGUUGUUGGGUGUGUGUAUGUAAGUGUGUGUUUCUGUGAGUGUGUGUGUGUUUGCGAAUGUGUGUGUGUCUGUGAGUGUAUGUGUGUAUGUAUGUCUGUGAAUGUAUGUGUGUGUGCCUGUGAGUGUAUGUGUGUGUGUCUGAGUAUGUGUGUGUACAUGUAUAUAUAUGUGUGUGUCAGUGUGUGUGCGCACGCGUAUAUAUACACACACACACACACACACGUGUAUAUUAUUUUUUUUGGGGGGGUGGGAAUCUUGGGAGAGUUCCCACACUUUAUUCCCCAGGACUUCUCUGGAGAUCUCUAAGCCUCCAUGGGCUGGCGGGGAGAUCAAAGAUCUACCUCACCAGCCCACAGCAGCAUGCAGGGAGGCAGGAGAGGACCCGGGGAGCUCUAGACAGCAGCUCCGCCAGGUUCAUCUCACGAGAUCUGAGCAUUGCCAUGGCAACGCUCAGAUCUCGAGAGAGUUAACUCUAGCCCCACAGGCUAGAGUUCACUCUCCACUGGACCACCAGGGAUGGCACAUGGCAGCAAGGAUCCCGCUCCCAACAUAAGGUAAGAAGGGAGGGGGGAUAUUUACUAAUCUGCCCCCACCUCCACAAUCCCUCCAAACAUACAGCACGCACACACACAUACAGCACCCACACACAAACACACACAGCACCUUUACAAACACACAACACCCUCACACACAGCACACUAACAGCACCCUCACUAACACACACACACAAACAUCACCCUCACAAACACACGACACCCACACACAUCACACAAACGGCACCAUCAAACACACGCACACAUCACACAAACAGCACCCUCACACACACAGUACCCUCACACAGCACAGUAACAGGACCCUAACAAACACACACACACACACACACAAACACCCUCACAUACAGCACACUAACACACACACACACACACAAACAGCACCCUCACAAAUACACGACACCCACACACAUCACACAAAUGGCACCCUAACAAACACACACACACACACACAAACACCCUCACACACAGCACACUACCAGCACCCUCACACACAAACAGCACCCACACAAACACCCUCACCCGCAUAGCACACUACCAGCACAUCACAUACACAUCACACACUAACAGCACCCUCACACAGCACACACACACACAUUGCAGUGUAUGUGUGUGUGUAUAUAUAUAUAUAUAUAUAUACAUAUAUAUAUAUAUAUAUAUAUGUAUAUAUAUAUAUAAUACAUAUAUACACAUGCGACGUGUGUUUGUGCUUUAGGGUGCACACCCUAAUGCAAUAGGCUGCGCAUGCCUAUGAUUUCAUUGAUUUUUUUCCUGUUGCAAAGUCCACAUGUACACAUGUUGAAUAUCUUUGCAAAUGGACUGAAUAGCUUACAGGAUGUUUGUUUUGGCUCGUAUGUAUUUUUUUUUGGUGGUGUCAUUGGGGAAAUCAGAUUUAUGUAGGAAUACGUUUGGUCCUGUAAAAAAUGCUUGGCUGCAAGUAAGGGUAUGGGUAUUGGAUUGUUGUUAUGCAGGUAUAAGGAGAAGAUGACUGUUUACUAUUAAGGGUUGAUUAUGUAACACACAGGGUCACAUCAGGUAAUUGCAGAAAUACAAGCUUUCAGAAAAGGAUACAACCAGAAUACAAUUAGGAUGGGAGUGACUGAACAUGUAGCAGCCGUAAUGUUAGUGUAAUGAGUAUGUGACAUUACAUUAUGUGAUUAUACAGCUACAUUUUAUUCAACAUAAAGGAACUUCAGUCGGCAUGAAUUCAUUAAGGCUGUGAGUUACUGGAGCCUCACUACUUGGGGACGUAAUUAUCAGCCAUUACUGGAAAUCAUCAAAGAUCAUAGAGCACUAGUGUCUUGAGUGUGAGACUCCAGUUGUGUUGUAAAUGGAACCUGUGUUCUUCUUAAAGGGACAUUGUAGGCAAUGUAACUGCUUUAUGCCAUUGAAGUGGUUAUAGUGUCUGGAGUCCUUUGGCACCAUUCUUACAUUCAGCAAUAAAAUGGUUUUAAUGUUUAAUUCUGAAAAAAAGAGUCUCUGCUGUUGAGACUAAUGAGGAAGCAUUAUGUGUCGUAAUGGGUGUCUGUGAUUGUCUGUGAUUGGACGAGAGUUUUACUCUCCCAUUUUUUCUCCCAUUCUAGCCCAAGUCCCAUUUUUAAGUUGGAACCACGGAGCAACAAUAUUAGGUCCAAUAGUACGUGCAACUGGGUUUACAUAAAGAGCCAUAAUGGCUUUCUUUAUCCAACCUUCUAAUCCAUAGUGUGAUAAAACAGCUUCUAAAUAUUUCCAGUUGACUCUGUUGAAUGCUUUUUCAGCAUCAAUCGACAGAGUCAAAACUGGAAUCUCAUUUCUAUUUGCAUCAUCUAAGAUAUUUACAAUUCUCCUCACACUUGUAUAAGAAUUUCUGCCUGGAACAUACCCUUUUCGAUCUUUAUGGAUAAUUAGUGGAAGAAGUUUCUUUAUUCUAACAGCUAGAACUGAAGCGUAUAACUUAGUAUCUACAUCUAUCAAAGAUAUUGGACAAUAAUUUUUAACAUCAGUAGGAUUUUUAUCAUUUUUUUAAAUUGGCAAAAUGUUAGCCUUCAGCAUCUCUGCUGGCAAAAAUACUCUAUUUGCCGCUGUAUUAAAGGCAUUAGUCAAAUAAGGACAUAGUAGAUCUUUAAAUGUUUUAUAAAAUAAAUUAUUAAAUCCAUCAGGGCCUGGUGUCUUUGAUCUUUCUAGCUCAUUUAUGGCUUUCAUAAUCUCAUCCGCAGUUAUCGAUUUAUCUAAGAGUUCAUUUUCAAUUGUUGUUAAUUGAAACUUAUUUAUAGUUUUCAAGUAUUUAUUGAUAUCAUCAUCUGUAGUAGUUUGAAAUAAACUAUAUAAAUUACUAUAGAAUUCAUUAAAGCAUUUUCCUAUUUCUCUAGGAGUUGUUACCAUUUUCCAUUAUAUAUUAGUUUUUCCACUUUAUUCUGUCCUUUCUGUUUUCUAAGUUUUUGAGAUAGCAUUUUAUCAGCUCGAUUGCCUUUAGAAUAAUAUUUGAGUUUUAAUCUAUCCAUAUUUUUGGCUGUUCUUAAUAUUAAUUUUUGCUUUAUAUUUUCUUUCAAAUCUAAUAUCUUCUCAUAAAUUUCAGGGGAUGGAGAUUGUUUGUUAACAUAUUUCUUAAUUCAGUAUAUAAAUAGGAUAGAGUAAUAUUCUUGUCAAGUUGACUUUGUAAUUUAACAAAAUGACCUCUUAUCACAGCCUUAAAGGCACACCACAAAAUAGAUGGAUCAAUGUUUUCUGAAGUAUUUUCUUUAAAAUAAUUUUUUAUAUUAUUUUCUAUAUAGAUUUUAUUUGUUUUAGAACAGAGCAAAUUAUUGUUCAGGUGCCAAGUGAAAGAUUCUCCUUUAACUAUACGAAAGGCUAUUUCACAGAACACCCCAUUAUGAUCCGUCCACACUAUUUCGUUAAUAUUUGUUUUUUUAAUCAUAUCAAUAAUACUUGGAUCUACCCAAAUCAUAUCCAAUCUUGAAUAGGAAAAAUGAACUUUAGAGAAAUGUGUGUAAUCUCUCUCAUUGGGAUUAUAAAUUCUACAGAUAUCAAACAAAUUAUACUCAUCUUUAAUCUUUUUUAAAGCUUUGGCUUGUUUUAUCACCAUUUGAUUUAACUUGUUUCCUUUCAUUAGUUUUUUAUCUAUCUGUGGGUCUAGUACAGCAUUAAAAUCCCCUGCUAAUAUUAACUUUCCCACUUUAAUUUCAUCUACUUUUUCCAGUAUUGUUUUUAAAUAGGAAACCGGUGAACAAUUUGGAAGGUAUAUAUUACAUAAUGUAAAACGUGUGGAAUCAAUUUUACAUAUUAUUAUCAAAUAUCUGCCUUUAAUAUCUUGCAUCUGGUAAAUUAUUUCAACCUUGAUUUUUUUUCUCCAAAUAUAACAGCUACUCCGCAUUUUUUUUUAUCCUUGUUAGAAGCUUGAAUUAUAAGCGGAAAUCUUUUACCUCCCCAGUUCUGUUUAUCUGUUUGCCUCCAGUGAGUUUCUUGUAAAAAUAUUAAAUUUAAUUGCUUUUCGCUCAGAUAUCUAUAUAAUAGAGCUCUUUUUGCAAUAGUAUUCAUACCUUGAACAUACCUGAAUAGCCUACAGGAUGUUUGUUUUGAAGUACAGCCAGCACAAAGCACACUAAGGCUUCCAGUUAUGUUUUACACGCUAGUGCAAGACAGCUUUCUUGGCUCGUAUGUAUUUUUUUUUUUUUUGUGUCAUUGGGGAAAUCAGAUUUAUGCAGGAAUACGUUUGGUCCUGUAAAAAAUUUUUGGCUGCAAGUAAGGGUAUGGGUAUUGGAUUGUUGUUAUGCAGGUAUAAGGAGAAGAUAACUGUUUACUAUUAAUUAAGGGUUCAUUAUGUAACACACAGGGUCACAUCAGGUAAUUGCAGAAAUAGAAGCUUUCAGAAAAGGAUACAACCAGAAUACAAUUAGGAUGGGAGUGACUGAACAUGUAGCAGCCGUAAUGUUAGUGUAAUGAGUAUGUGACAUUACAUUAUGUGAUUAUACAGCUACAUUUUAUUCAACAUAAAGGAACUUCAGUCGGCAUGAAUUCAUUAAGGCUGUGAGUUACUGGAGCCUCACUACUUGGGGACGUAAUUAUCAGCCAUUACUGGAAAUCAUCAAAGAUCAUAGAGCACUAGUGUCUUGAGUGUGAGACUCCAGUUGUGUUGUAAAUGGAACCUGUGUUCUUCUUAAAGGGACAUUGUAGGCAAUGUAACUGCUUUAUGCCAUUGAAGUGGUUAUAGUGUCUGGAGUCCUUUGGCACCAUUUUUACAUUCAGCAAUAAAAUGGUUUUAAUGUUUAAUUCUAAAAAAAGAGUCUCUGCUGUUGAGACUAAUGAGGAAGCAUUAUGUGUCGUAAUGGGUGUCUGUGAUUGUCUGUGAUUGGACGAGAGUUUUACUCUCAGUCUAUCACUACACACUUACUAAAUUGGUUUGGUGGCAAGGAAACGUGUAAUCUCUGCCUUAGACAUAUCUCUAGUAGCAGCUGGGCUGUGGGUGUCCAGGGAUCCUUGUUCAGUGUUAAACUACUCCAAAACAGUUAACACUGGAAGGACAGUGCCAGAGUUCUCCAGGAACUAUAACCAAUUCAAUUAGAUGAAAUGGGCAUAGUGCCUAAAGUGUCCUUUUAAACAAUAUACACCCUUUCCUGAACUUAAUAGCUUACCGUCUGUGACUUUAACUCCUUGAAAUCGUAUUGUUAUUGCAACUACAUACAUAUCUUUAGAUUAAGAGUGACCACUUACAAUGCCCACUGAGAUGUGUGACAUUGUCUGUUGCUCCCUAUCCACAAUGUAUUCUUGACAAAUGUGUUUAUGGUGCUAUACCAUCAAUUUAAAGGAAUCUCUUUUAGACGUCUGUUUGCAGUGUAAGGAGACAUCCUGAUUUUGCUACCACCGGACAAUGGGAUGUUGUGACGGAAUGUGACGGGAAGAAGGAAUCACAUAUAUUUGAUGGCAUUCUGAUCUGUAGCGGACAUCACACUUUCCCACAUUUACCAUUGCAUUCAUUUCCAGGUAUGAGACAUGUACUAUUAUGCACAGAAAUGAUAUAUUUUAUUUUAAUUUUAAAUGGAUAUUCUUUUUUUUUUUUAAGUAUCUGAUUUUUAUUUAUUGUAUUAUAUAGAACUUUGAAAAAAGAAUCACAAAGGUAUUAAUAUUUUAAUAUGUAUACUACUAAGUUAUAUUUAACAAAUAUGUGCAUGUGAAUUUAUAAAAAUAAGAUUAAAUGAAGAUAUUCACAGUGUGGUAUUAAACUCUAUCCUAGAACUGGGCGCUGCUACCUUGGCUCCCUCUUAAUCAUUGUUUUAACUUCUGCUGUAAUUGAACAAAGUAUAUUUAAUGAGGAUGAGGGGUGGGUUUUAUCUUAUUUACGACACCAAGUAACUGUAACAGAAUAUUGAAUCCCUCAAUAUGACAUUUUUCAGAUCACUUUCAUAAAUUCCCCCAAUGUUUCUUCAUCAGAUGAAAUAUCUGUUCUGCCUGUUCUUGGAUAGCACUGGAUUCUAAUGUCAAUUGCUAAAUGUAUAAUACACAUGUUAAAAAAAAAACAUAGUGCAUGACAUGAAAGAAAUGUAUUUAUUUUUUUAAAUUCUAGGUGAUUUUCCUUUGUUAAGCUAAUAUUUAAAAAAUUAUGCAAAUGGUGGAAAUUGAUGCUACUAAUUAGCCAUAUACACUAUUUAAUUUCACAAAUGUUACACAAAGCUUAUGUUUUAUUUUUUAUGCUAUAGUUUUUGAUCUCGUGGAAUAAAAACAGAUACUAUUACAAAAUAAAAUUAAACACUUCUUUUUUUUUGCUAUCCCUUAUGAUGGAAACAGGGUUCCUAAAAAAAUUAUUACAACUUAGCCAAUCGGGAGUUACACCAUUUGGGGGGGACAGGUUUGGGGUUAAAUCAUUCAUUGAUGGUUUAACCCCCUCUGGGUAUGAUGCUGCCUGGAACCUCCUUGAUAUGCACUGUUUACAGGAGGAACACUAACCUGCACUCACUGACUCUUUGUUAUCAGUGACAUCAUUAAAUGAGGCCGGAGGUGAGAAUAAAUAUAUAGUACCCUGAAAUUCUCAUGAUGGAUUUAUGAAGCAAGGCACUUGACUUUUCUAAGGUUUGAUUGAACCAGGCCUUUGUAGAAUAUGUAAUACCAAUCCCCCAGUCUCUAUUUUAAUAUAAUUAAAGUGUUGCUGUCAUUUCAGUGAUUUUCAUAAAGAUACACAUUGAAUACAGUAGAAAAGAAAAAGAAAGUGCAGAGCAUCAGGCAGCUAUGGCCACCACAUCUUGCAUAAUCAAUCUUUGUUCAUAUUCUUAUGAUAUGUGCAAAAGAGGCCUAUGGUAUCACAUGUAUGAGAUUAUUUAUAGAAGAUCAUCCAGCUGUACAUCAUAGACUGCCAUUUUGUAAGAAAAGGCUCAGAGCUGAAGAUGAAGGCCAGUGGAGGCUUGUCCAUAGGGGCAGGUGAGGUCGGGUGGCAUUAUAAGAACUUCUGAUAAGUGUGUGUUAAAACAAAACCUAUUUCCAUCAUUAUAAUAUCUGAAGUUUACAUUCUCUUCUUUAUUGAUGACUAGAUAUGCAGCAGGUUUUAAACAGGGCAUGUUAAAUGGGUAGAGCAGUGCUGUCCAACCUGCAACCCCCCGAGAUGUAGCUGAACUACAACUCCCAUGAUUUACGGGGUAUCUGUUUCAUUGAAAGAAUCAUGGGAGUUGUAGUUCAGCAACAUCUGGGGGGCCGCAGGUUGGACAGGCCUGGGGUAGAGGUUAACAAGUCAGAAGGACUUAGUUGCCGAGGUGCCUCAAUCUGAACUAAUACAAUCUAUUCAAACCUAAGGGUUGCAGGUUUAGUCCCAGUUGGGUCAGUUCUUGAGAUUUGAAAAGAAUGAGCACCUUUGAUAAGUACCUGAGGUUACCAAACCAUCUUUACCGCAGCCAAGACAUAUCUGAAAAAAGCAUUUUCCCUCAUUAAAUAUUUGAUUGAUAUUCUUUUGUGCUGGCAGGCAUAGAGAAGUUCAAAGGCCAAUAUUUCCACAGUCGGGACUAUAAGAACCCACAAGCAUUUCAGGACAAAAGGGUUAUCGUCAUUGGCAUUGGAAAUUCUGGAGGUGACCUGGCUGUAGAGAUCAGUUCUGUUGCAAAACAGGUAAUAUAUACAUAACUAUUUUAAGCCAAUCUUUGACUUUAAUUAUAUUAAGACUCAGUUCUAGUUCAGCAUUUAACUUAUGUACAUUUGGUGUGUAAGGUAAAUAAACUAAAAUUACAGUUAAAGGAAUUGCGCACACACAAAGACAAAAAUACAGCUUUAGAUUUUACAAGGCUAUUUAAAAUCACCUAUCUUAGCGAACAAAUAUGGGUAUUCAGUUCCACCAUAUGGCCAUAUUUUGUUAAGCCCAUCACUUAUUCACAGUACCCCAAUAUCGGUGGGUCCUACACUAGUUUUAACACAGGAAAUUUAAAUACUAACUUGCAAUACUUACAGCUUAAACUGCUUCCGACGACUCCUCAAUUUAUGCUUUCCUAUGGUCACCUCCAAAGGGGCACCUAUUGUGGAUGGGUGGGGUGCCCAGUCCAAUAGUAAUCUGGUCUGGAUUCCAGAUCUACAGAGAAAAAAAUGGGAAUUUGGGGAACACCCAGAUCAUAUGUAUUUUUAAGUAGUUGUGCUGCCGUAAAGACCAAAAUAUAUACAAAAAUACAAUUGUCAAAACAAAACAAAAAUUGACACCCUACAUAGGAUUAAUAUAGGUCUGUGAAUAAGUCUGCCGUUAUAUACACAAGCAUUAAAAUAGCAACAGGGAGACUGCCACUAGCUAUGUCAAUAUUAGUUCAGAUAGCCCUGUCUUCAUGUCUUUGAUAUACUCAAUUCUGGCAUCAGCCAAUUAGUGACACCAGUGGGAAAGACUAGUCAAAGUAGAAUGUCAAUGAAUGACCCAAUCCAUCUCCCAUCUAGAUGCACAUGACCCACUGGGGCACCUUAUUGACCAAUGAUCCUUAACCCCUACUUUUUCCUUCCUUAAAAUAGAUGUAAUAGUGCAUUCCAUGUUAUGUCGCGUUCCACAGUUCUCUUAAUUUGAUUUUCUUGUAAAUAUCUUUCACACUUUGCUUAAUAAUCUUGUCCUUCAUAGGUCUAUCUAAGCACCAGAAGGGGAGCAUGGGUUGUUAACCGUGUCUGUGAUGAAGGUUUUCCACUGGACGUGGUCCUCUACAGUCGAUACAGAUUGCUCCUGAAACAAUUUAUGACAACAGAAAUGCUGAACAACUGGGCAGAGAAAAAGAUGAAUGCACGAUUCAAUCAUGAAAAUUAUGGAAUAAAACCCAAGCAUAGGUACAGUGUGGAUCUGCUCAAAUUGCAUCUGAUAAUGCAGAUUAUCCAUCUACGAAACCAGCAUUAACUCUCUAAAGACUGAGAAAUUCCAAGUCCCAAUUAUAUCCAGCUGACUACUGAGUUCAGAAUAAGCUGAUUUGAAACAGAAUAAACCUGACAAAAUUGCUUUAGCAAACUUUCUUUCAACAUUCGAAUCAAAGUUUGAAUUGACUAUGAAAAGGUGGACAAUAAAAAAAGUAUGAAAAGUAGUUUCAAUUAAAAGAGUAUAGAGCUAUUACAUAACUACUUAAAAUAUAAAGUGUCCAUUGAGUGUGCUCUAUAAUGACACAUGCUAUAGCUAUGUAACCUCAUGUAUUAGUCCUGUGUAACAAUCUGGAGUUAUGUAUGCUAAUGGUUAAGGAGGGACUUACUAUGACCUGUAAUUUCUGUCACACGCAAGCAAGCUUCACUGAGCAAACAAUAUAAAUUACGUAAUAAUUUGUCUCCAUCCUUAUUUUCUUCUUUUACAGAAUUUCCAGUCAACAUCCAACUAUCAAUGAUGACUUGCCGAAUCGUAUAAUUGCAGGAAAAGUACUAAUGAAAUGCAAUGUUAAGGAAUUCACAGAAACAGAUGCAAUAUUCGAAGACGGAACAGUGGAAAAAAAUAUUGAUGCAGUAUUCUUUGCCACCGGAUACAGUUUCUCUUUUCCAUUUUUCGAUGACCCAGCCCUCAAAGUGGUAAAUAACAAGAUUCCACUAUACAAGAUGGUGUUUCCACCAGUUUUGGAGAAGACUACGGUAGCAUGUAUUGGCCUCAUUCAGCCCAUUGGGGCCAUCAUGCCCCUUUCAGAACUUCAAGCUCGAUGGGCCACAAGAGUUUUCAAAGGUGCGGAGGCAACAAAAAAUUAUUUCCUCUAUUCUGCUUUCUCACUUAGAGUUGCUUUCAAAUACAUUUUUCAUCAAAAUAUUCUGUUGUGUUUUAAUAACUCACAGUGAAAAUGAUAUAUAUCACUAUAAAAUAGAAUGAGGAUUGAUUCUUUUAAUUGAAGCAUGAAUUCAGCAUAACAGAAAAAAGAAAAUCAGAGUUAAGACAGAUGUAUACGUAGCAAGAGAGUACAAACUGAUUGUAGAGUUGAGUUAACUCCCAUGUAAACAGCAUUAUUUAUUUAUUUAUCAAAAAAGAAAGGGUAAACUGGCUAGGCAGGCAUGGCUAUGCAAAUCACAUAACUAUAUUUCUGGACAUGGAGAGUAAUCUGGGUAUAUGGGACUGUGAGUUUAUGCAAGUGAGGUACGCCAGACUAUGGUCUCGAAAGAAAUCAUGUUUUCAAACAUACAUUUCCAAGUUAAGUCACUAUGCUCAAUCUGUGUAUAAAGGCUGAAUCGCAGUAGUAAGUGGUCAGUUAUGUCAGUACAAAUCACAAUACAUACACACUACAUGGACAAUAGUUAAAGCUACAGAGUAAACGAAGCAGCUACAGCUGUGUGGCUAGCAGGAGUGGAUUGCUGGUAAGACCAGAUUCCAGGGGUGGAGGCUGUGGUCGCCAGAUACCUCUGCCCGUAAUGCAGCCUGUGAUGCCCUGCCCAGGAUGGGCUGCAACUAAUUUGCAUAUGUCCACCCAGAAUAUCCAUUUCAAUAUUUUCUGUAAUUCACCCUAUUGAGCUGUUAUCGUAGAGUUCUUAAAAUGAUAGCAACAAUAGAACAAUCAGCAAACACAACAAAAACUGUAUCUCUAUUAGUCUGCAUUGACUUGUCUGAUUUUGUUUAUUAGGACUGUGCAAACUCCCUUCAAAAGAUGAUAUGCUGGCAGAUAUAGCCAUAAAAAAAAGAGAGCUGGAGUGUCGGUAAGAUUUUCGCCAAGUAACAAAAAUCAAACCUAGAGUUACUACCGAUCUGCUGAUAAAACAGCAUUAAUUCUUCUGGGAAAGAAUUCAACUAGAUUUUGAAAUAUUGCUUAGGGUGCUUGCUUCCAUUCAGCCAUGAGAACAUACUCGAGUCUGAUGCUGAUAUUGGGGAAUUAACAUGGAUUAUCAUUUUUUUCCAAAUUUAUCACAAAUAUGGCCACCACUUAAAAUGUUUGGAUACGCUUUCUAAAUGAUUUAACAUUUUUGGAUAAAUGUUUAAAAUAAUUUUGUAAAAGUAUCAAAAAAAUGGAUCAUGUAUCAGUUAUAUUAAUGUAUCACAAACUAUGAAAAUAUAAUAAAAUUAAAACAUUUGUCAUUAUAGUAAAUCAUUUUAAAAGUGUAUACAUACAUAUUAAAUCCAUUCGAACGCUUAUCUAAAAAUAGUAAACUACAACCUGUGUGCCUUUUAGCAUAUGUUAAACUAACUGGUCAAAAGCAUGAUGGGUACACAUUUAAACCGGGACUUGAGUUAUAGAAUCCUAAAUUCCAACUAUCCCAAACCCUGGCUAGACAUGUUCAUCUAGGUGUUUUCAUAUAGGUCACAAUAGCCACUCUUGUUAUAUUGUAUUUAAUUGCUUAAUUAAAUUGUUACCUUUAUCCAAUCCCACAAUGCAUGUAAAUAUUAUUCAAUGAACAGAUCAUGAACAGUUUUUUUGUUUUUUUUAAGGUAUGUGGAGAGCCCACGACACACCAUCCAAGUUGACUUUCUGGAAUAUUUGGAUGAACUUGCCUCUCAGAUUUGUGUAAAGCCCAAUGUACUGCGAUUCCUGUUUACAGACCCUAAACUGGCCUGGGAGCUAUUCUUUGGUCCUUGCACACCUUACCAGUACCGUCUCACCGGAGAUGGAAAAUGGCCUGGUGCAAGGAAAGCCAUACUUUCACAACGCGAUCGCAUCAUCAAACCAACUAAAACCCGUGUCUUAGAUGAUGAUAUGACAAAGCACAAAUCUCCCAUCUCAUUCCUUCUGAAAAUAUUGAGUAUUUUUGCCAUCCUUUCUGCAAUUUAUUUUGUAUACAUUUAAAGCCAGAUCUGUAACUAUAUAGAAACGUUGAAACAUAGAAUGUGACGGCAGAUAAGAACCAUUCCAAUUUUCUAAAUACCUUUAUUAGUCCCUGGCCUUAUCUUAUAGCUAGGAUAGCCUUAUGCCUAACCCACGCAUGCUUAAACUCCUUUACUGUGUUAACCUCUACCACUUCAGCUGGAAGGCUGUUCCAUGCAUCCACUACCCUCUCAGUAAAGUAAUACUUCCUUACACUAUAGUAAUACUAUAUUACACUAUACUGAAACUAUAUCUAGAAAACAUCGUCACAUAUUACUCAUUGAUUGUAUUGUAUAACGCCAAGGCAGCAAAAAGAUAUAUUCACAUAACAGAUGUCGGCUUUAUUCAGAAACUUUGGAAUUGUUUGGCAUUUACAAGGAGAUUCAUUAUCAUUUUAGACAAAAGUUUCAGAGCUGAGGGAGUUAUUUCAGUUUGGAUACUUUGGCAGAACAUUUUCAAAUUCUCUUGUUAAUUCCUGACAAUUCCAAGUUCAGCAAAUAAAGUUGACUAUGUUUUUUUAAUAAGCACAAAAAUAUAUUCAAAAUCACAUCUUUUCACGAUAAUGAGAAGAAUUUCCUAAUUACAUUUAUUUUUUAUUUUGUAUAAUUCUUUAUUUUUCUUGUGCAUUUGGAUACAUACAUGCUUACAGUGCCACGACAGCUACUGUAGGCAAUAUCAAAACUUUCAGUGGCAUAUCUGAGGAGUUGCACAUUUAAUAUUUACAGAGUAUAACAUGCUAACAAUCGCUAAGUUAACUCCGCGCAAUAAGUACACAUGUUAUAGCUGGGUAAUACUAAUAGCCGUAGAGUGGCCAAUAUGUACUAAAAAUACGCUCCUGAUCUAAUUAAAUAUUUUUUAAACAACAUUUUUAAACAUUUCAAUAAAAAAAAAAAAAAAAUUGCACCUUUACACAUUUUGAGAUGAUAUUAUUUUUCUCACUUGUGAAGUGGUAGGAUGUCAUGUACAUUUAGCAUUAUAAUAAAAUUCUUUAG
Messenger RNA from Pelobates cultripes (western spadefoot toad), 23553 nucleotides. The record is from the annotation of a GenBank genome assembly. Lineage: Eukaryota; Metazoa; Chordata; Amphibia; Anura; Pelobatidae.